Penicillium angulare is the source of this 594-nucleotide messenger RNA. RefSeq names its product mitochondrial 54S ribosomal protein mL38. NCBI's taxonomy places the organism in Eukaryota, Fungi, Ascomycota, Eurotiomycetes, Eurotiales, Aspergillaceae. The transcript is spliced from 2 exons. The record is from RefSeq and is a predicted model, not a curated record. The coding region runs from base 1 to 594 and encodes 197 amino acids.
AUGUUACGUUCACUCGUCUCCCUAUUCUUCGCCGCAGGCGCCCUUGCGCAGACUCCAGUGGGGAGCUUCGCCCACACAACACAUAAUCUCGGGGCAGCCUAUGAGAACGCGACCAUAACCCCUGGAGUCUGGAUUAGUCCUGACGAUGUUAGCGACCAGCCUUCGAUCUGGCCAGCGAGUCACAAAAUGCGCAAGGAUAUCAAGUACAUGCUCUUGAUGCUUGACCUCAACAUUCCUGACUCCGAUGUCACAACUGCCGCAUACUAUGACACUUUGGUGCCUGGUCUCGCUACUAAUACGACUACCCGGCUCCACUGGUGGGGUGGCAACUAUACCAUCGAGAACAGCCACUUUGUCAACUCCAGCGACAGUCUUGCCCAGUAUACCGCUCCUCGCCCUCGCGAUAGCACCAAUCACACUUAUGCUUUGUAUUUAUUUGACCAGCCAGCCGACUAUGUUCCUUCCAAGGAGGCGCUGGACGGAACGUACUAUUCACAAAUGACUGGUGCUCGCUUCAACUUCAGCUUGACACCAAUCAUUGAGGUUGUUGGUCAGCCUGUUGCCGCUACAUACUUCUUGAGUGACGAAGUAUAA